Messenger RNA from Aureobasidium pullulans EXF-150, 386 nucleotides. RefSeq lists its product as uncharacterized. Lineage: Eukaryota; Fungi; Ascomycota; Dothideomycetes; Dothideales; Saccotheciaceae. The transcript has 4 exons. The annotation marks the transcript as partial. The record is from RefSeq and is a predicted model, not a curated record.
UACCUAAAAAGACUCUUAAGAAGAUGAAGGUCUCGAAGGUAAGCAUGUCCGAUCUCGAGGAUUCUAACAUUAAUCCCCUUCUAAGUAUAAGAGUAUUAAAAAAGCGCGUACCUAGACCCGAUGCUACUAGAAGCAGUAGAAGAGCUACUAGAGGAAAGACAGUUCCUAUUAGUAGAGAAUUGACUAGAAAAAAGACCGUCUCUACUAGCAAGCAAUUACUAAAGGUCCUACCUAAGAAGCAAGCACCUAAGAAGCAAGUACCUAAGAAGAACGUAGCUAAAUCGUCUAAGGGAAACAUGCUCGGCGACAAGGCUCUAAGAUUCGUCCUAUUAACUAACACUAAGAAGGGCGGAACAAAUGCCCUUUCUAAAAUUAAGCACUACUAG